Talaromyces proteolyticus is the source of this 348-nucleotide messenger RNA. Its product is annotated as Alpha/Beta hydrolase protein. Gene Ontology annotation, cellular component: cytoplasm. Gene Ontology annotation, molecular function: aminopeptidase activity. The transcript has 2 exons. Gene Ontology annotation, biological process: proteolysis. The record is from RefSeq and is a predicted model, not a curated record. The coding region runs from base 1 to 348 and encodes 115 amino acids. NCBI's taxonomy places the organism in Eukaryota, Fungi, Ascomycota, Eurotiomycetes, Eurotiales, Trichocomaceae.
AUGGCUAGACAUGAUGUGGACCUGGAACGGCACCCUGGCUACAAACACGCGGAUCCAUUCGAUGCUGGCUAUUUGCCAGUGACUUAUAUUUAUAAACUACAUUACGAGCAAUAUGGAAACACAGAGGGAAAGCCAGUGAUAUUUCUUCAUGGCGGCCCUGGAGGACGCACCACAAAGGAAAACACGCAGUAUUUCGAUCCAGCCAUCUAUCGUGUAGUACUGCUCGAUCAAAGGGGCGCUGACAAAUCCCAACCGUGUGCCGAACUUCGGGAGAAUAACUCCCAUCUUCUUGUCGAUGACAUUGAGAGGCCCCGUGAGCACAUUGGUAUUCGGAAAUGGGGUAUAUAG